This is a messenger RNA of Haliotis rufescens (red abalone), 2017 nucleotides long. RefSeq lists its product as uncharacterized. NCBI's taxonomy places the organism in Eukaryota, Metazoa, Mollusca, Gastropoda, Lepetellida, Haliotidae. The transcript has 14 exons. Bases 87 to 1937 code for a protein of 616 amino acids. The record is from RefSeq and is a predicted model, not a curated record.
CGGUAGAACAGAUAAUUAUAAGGUGGCGAUAAACAGCACAGACGGUCAGCUGGCUUCUAUACCUUCUAUCUGAAGUAACGGUAAACAUGUUCCUGGAAUGGUUCGUUUUCAGCAGUGUCCUGACACAUACACUUGCCGACUCGUGUGCUGAUCCUACCCAGUUCGUUGCUCAAAACAAAAAAUGUCUGACAGACAACAACAUAACGUUUACUCUACCAAAUGACAUCAACGUAGCCGCUGACAACGUUGUGGAGACAAUGAAGACGGUGUUGACACUGGCGGACCCAGCUACGAUGUGCAGCAACCUUGACGCGUGGGGCAAGGCUCUAGAGUGUGUGUUCAUCCUGGGGGGGCAGUGUCCGAGUGUAGGGGGAGGAACCACAGACCCAGGCCAGAAACUAAAUGAACUCAAGACGAUUCAACAGGAGGCAUGUUUCGAUCUUAAACAAGCUGGCUCUGUGAUGAUUGUUCCCACUGGGCGACAUAUAUACCAGAAAAGAGGCGGCACCCUGAGACUUGCUUGUGCAGGUGUGGGUCUGGGGGGUGGAACUGAUGCUCCUGUCUACCAGUGGAAGGACACGCAUCGACACGACAUCAACGUGACGCAGGGCAGGGUUCAUGUUAUCAACAUGGGGACAUCAUCCAUCCUCGUCAUCAACAACAUACAGGGGAGUGAUGAGGGCACUUACUUGUGUACGGCAUCGCCAACGAAGACAUCACAUGCCACGGCCUAUACCGCAGCCAGGGUUUAUGAUGCAUUUCAUGUCUCCAAUAUCAACUGCAACGACCCCGCCAACUACAAAGCUGCGUUCGAUGAGUGUGCUCACUAUUACAACAUCACGGGGUUGACCUUCUCUAAGCCGUUGGACACACCGGAUUUAGUUACCAACAACGCUAAUGUGUUCUUUACCCAGGAUAUUCAGAAGAUGUGCAGUAACCCUACGCCAUACAACCAGGCGGCACGGUGUGUCAUGGCAGUGUCAUGGCAGUGUUUGAAUGGUAACGCUAUUCCACACUCUGGCAACGAUGUAGUCGAGGGAAUGGAGACUAUAUGCUCCGCUUACGUUGCAGGUUCCUACAACGACAGCUGUGUGAAUUCUGCAAAGGACGAUAUGGCUCACUGUAACAUUUUUGAAUUCGCAAACUGGUCCAUGAAAGUCGACAAAUCACAUGGUUACGGGAAGGCAGAGUUGUGCAGGAUAUACGGCAUCGCUUUAGACUGCGCGGAGAAAUUCCUUCAGGUAUGCACGCCAAAGAUGCACACUGUUGAGGCGUUUAAAGCCGCCUACAGAGCCAUGGAACUCAGUCAGUGUGCCACAGAUAAUAGCCAGCCAGGUGCAGUGACCGACUCUCGGGUGUGUUUCCACUCAGCUGAUCUCCAUGCCCAGUACAGACAAUGCUUUAUUAAAGGAAAUUACAGCAUAACACUCCCUGCUUUCAUCACCGAGAUGGAGAUGACUUACACCAUCCCAGCAUUGGUCGUUCUCCAGACAACAGCAGAUACGUGCAGCGAUACAGCUCCAUUAAAGGUCGCAGCUCAGUGCGUAAGAGACAUCAGCAGACCCUGCCUCUUUCACAACUGGUACAAUCUCAUACACCACAUCCCUCAACUGAAAGACGUGGAAGCAGCCAUCCAGUACAAAUGUACUCAUAUCGCAGAUUAUGACGCCACAUGCGCUGCACCAAAUUCCCCCAAGGUGUUCCAGUGUGCUUGGCAAAAAAUGGCAAAUGAAUUUAACUUGGUUUACCAACGCAACAUGCAAGCUAUGUUUUGUAGAAUGCGGGAGCAUGUCGACGAGUGUGUCCAGUCCGCCUUGGCUGCAUGUCCAGCCUCGUCCAGGAAGACGUUUCUCAACGUCAACAACAUCCUCUCACCUACACAGAACGGCUGUCAGAAAUUUGGCCAUGCCGUGGCAGUAUCUAACAUCAUUGGGUAGAGUAGUAAGUGCAACGGUUUUCUUGAGACGAGAAUAUAUGUAAAACACAUGUUCUGCCUUCCAAUAAAUAAUGUCUUGCC